Hansenula ciferrii is the source of this 4173-nucleotide messenger RNA. It is a transcript of the gene SKI3, whose product is annotated as SKI complex subunit tetratricopeptide repeat protein SKI3. The record is from RefSeq and is a predicted model, not a curated record. The transcript has a single exon. Gene Ontology annotation, cellular component: Ski complex. NCBI's taxonomy places the organism in Eukaryota, Fungi, Ascomycota, Saccharomycetes, Phaffomycetales, Wickerhamomycetaceae. Bases 1 to 4173 code for a protein of 1390 amino acids. Gene Ontology annotation, molecular function: protein binding.
AUGUUUUUUGAGAUUCCGGUAGGAGCAGUCUUGAACCAUUUUGAAAAUUAUAAUAUUAAGCACCAUAAGCAAAACAAGUCUAUAACUAGUGGCAACUUACAAUUCCCAGUCAGGACUCAAUCUUUCAUUAAAAUGUCAGGGUUAAAAGGCUACCUGAAGGCUGCCAAACAGGCCCUUCAAGAUGAAAAUCCAGAAUACUGUAUACAACUGGCGGAAGAUGCUUUGAAAAUAGAUCCUGUAAACUAUUUUGCCUAUUUGUUCAUUGGUAAAAGUAGUCAUUUAUUAGAAAAACUAGAUGAUGCUAAAAGAGCAUAUUAUAAGGCAAUUGAUAUAGAUAAUUAUAAUCAGAAUGCAUGGAAAGGGUUACAACUGAUUGUUAAGGACAAUGGUGAUUAUAAAGCCUUUUUCAAGUUUGCUGGUGAAUAUGCCGAAGUAUUGGUCCAUCUCCAAGAAGGUUUAUCAGAAUUUAUCAGAGACAUUAGACUUUAUAUCAAAAAAUAUAACACUCCAGAAAUUCAUGAAGAGUAUUUAAGAUCAUUAUUACCGGAGAGCAAAUUAGGUCAGGCUACAGAUGGUGUAAUUGAGCCUUAUUCAAAAGUUAUUCGUCAAUAUUUAGACAUAAUACUGAAAAGAGAGAAUGCAGAUGUUUCAAGAGAUACAACUCGUGAAAGAUUAAAGUCUAAAAAUCAAGCAAAAAUUGAUGCUAUUGCAUGGAGCCAUUAUGAAAACUCUCAAAUCUCACAUCUAUAUGAAGAACUAAUCAAUACAUUAGAUGAUGAUGAAGAAAGAAGAAAAACGGAAGAACAACAUUUGAAAUACAAAUACAAAGUUUUAAAAUCUGCACCAAAUACUAUUAAACCACAAUUAUUCAAAGAGAUUAAAGAUUUAGUGGAAGGUUUUGUGUUGGUGAAGCAUACGUCAUUCUUUGCAUGGUCAUUAUACUUUGAUUGGGUUGAUCUCCCAGAUUUAACUUUGGUUGAUGAAUCAGUUAUCAAAAAUUUUCUCAAACUAUUCAAAAAUGAACCACUUGGACAAAUUAUAUAUGCAUUUGUAUUGUCAGAUUUAUCACCUUUUCAAAUUGAUCUUGAAGAAGAUUCUAAAAAUUCCAAAAAUAAACAAAAAGAAAUAUCUCAAGAAGAAGCUGAGCUAAAAGAAUUAGAAGCUGAUACGGCUACAGACGCAUUAUCACCAGAAGAAAUAUUAGCUUUGAUGUUACAAGGUCUUGAAUCGUGUAAAACAAGUUUAAUAGCUUAUAGAAUUGUCAUUUCAUAUCAAAUUCAUCUUAAAUUAUUUGAAGAUGGUUUAAAUAAUUGUCAAGGUGCUAUUCAGCUAUUAGCAACAUCAACAAGAGAUACAGGGUUUGUGUUCCCAAGCACAAAGGAAGACUUAUUGGUUGACUAUGGUGUGAUAUUGACAUAUUAUCAAGCCCCAAAAAAUUUCAAAAGAGCCUUACAAAUUUUUGACAAUGUUCUCAAAGAUGCUCCACAGAAUGUUAGAGCCAGAGUUGGUAAAGGUUUAAUUCUUGUUGAAAGAGGUGAUUUACAGGACGCAAGAACCUUGUUAGCUCAAGUUUCUGAAGAAUUUCCAGAUAAUGAUGAAGCUACUAUGGAACUAUCAUGGUGUCAAAUUAGAUUAGGCGAGUACAAGCCAGGUAGAGCUGGAUUAGAAAAAGUCUUGGUGAAAUUUACUGGGAAUAGUCUAUACAUUUUAGAGUUGAGGGCCUCAGUUUAUUGGAAGAUUGCACAAAGUUACUUACUCGAUCAUGAAGAUGGUGAUUUAUCAAAAGCCUAUGAGAACUUGGUUCAGUCUCUAAGAGCUUCCAAAAAUUAUGCUCCUGCUUAUACUUCAUUAGGUGAAAUUUAUUUGAAAAAUUAUGAAGAUGAAAAAAGAGCAACCAAAUGUUUCUUGAAAGCUUUUGAAAUAGACUCAAGUGAAGUCGUCGCGGCGUGGUAUUUAGUUGAUCAAUUCACUUCAAAUACUGAUUGGAAACAAGCAGAAGUAUUCUGUAAACGUUUGAUUGAAUCUGAAAAUUCAAAACGCCGUUUAGGUAAUGAUUCAUGGCCUUAUAGAAUCUUAGGGUGUGCAUCAUUGGAACUUCAAGAUGAUGCUAAAGCCGUUGAGUAUUUCCAAAAUGCUAUCCGUCUUAAUGCUGAAGAUACAGAAUCUUGGAUUGGUCUUGGUGAAGCUUACUAUGGGUGUGGUAGAUUAGAGGCAGCUGUCAAAGUUUUUAAAAGAGCCUUGGAACUUGAACCUAAUCAUUGGACUGCUAAAUAUUUAUUAGCAGUUGUGGAAACACGUAUAAAUGAAUUUGAUACAGCCAUCGGAAGAUUUGAAGACUUAUUAAAUACAAGACCAGAUGAAGAGUGUAUAAUUUCUGGUCUUUAUGAUGCUUUAUAUCAGUAUGCCAAUGAAGCAAUUACUCGUGGAUUUUUUGGGAAGGCUAUUGGAUUGGUGGAAAAAGCCAUAGCGCUUGGUCCAAAGGGUAACAAACAAUCGUUAACUUUCUGGAAAACGACAAGUGAUUUGAUUCAAACCUAUUUAAUUGUUCAAUCUAAAAUCCAUUCUUUCCCACACGAACAGCUAUCAGAUAUUUUCAAAGAUGCUAAGCUCGACACUGAUCAAGACCUCAUUACACAAUAUAUUGAAUCUGAGAAAUGGGUUGAGCUGGUUGCAUUAUAUCUUGUCUACUCAAAUAAGGCUGCAUUGGGCUUGAACUUCACCUCAAGACCUCUAAAAUCAUCAAGUCAUUAUAACUUUGGUCUUGCACAAUUAGUGUCGUAUUUGAAAACCAAGAACACAAAAUAUAGAGAUGAUGCUAUCGAUUCAUUAAAAGAAGCCAUCAAAUUACAAUCAAAUUAUGCAGAGCCAUGGGUCGCUUUGGGUGUUGCUUCAAUAAGUGUUAAUCCCCGUGUGGCUCAACAUUGUUUCAUCAAAAGUACAUCUAUUGAUCCAAAGAAUGUCGAGAUCUGGUCCAAUUUGGCUUUAUUAUAUUUAAGAUAUGAUGAUUCAGAUUUAGCGGUUGAAUCUUAUAGAAAAGGCCAAAGUUUGGCACCAAGUGAACCUAUUUCUUGGUUAGGUCAUGCAUUGGCUGCUAAAGCUGAUGGUGAUCUUGAUACUGCUUCAAAUCUAUUUACUCAUGCUUUUAUUUUAUCAAAUGGUAGAUCACCAGUUGCACAAUUAUUAUAUGGUUUGAAUAUUUGCUUGAAAAGAAUUGGAAAGGGUGAUGAUGUUCAAGAUGUGGAAGCUGUUCAAGAAAUAUCAUCUGCAAGUCAGGGUAUGUUGCAAUAUUUGAAACAUUAUCCAUUAGACCCAUUUGGUCUAUCACUUACUUGUUUGAUUUUGGAGAAAUUGUGUGAUUAUGAAUUAGGUCUUGAAAUCUCAGAACAGCUCUUGGGUAUAUUAGAAACAUCUUAUGAAGAAUCUGAAAAUGAAGAGGUUUUACUUGAUUUUGCAAGAAUUAAAGCUCAGUAUGCAAGAUUUUCUUUAGGUGUUGAAAAUUUCGAUGUUGCAAUUGAAGCAGCACAAGAGUGUUUGGAAUUGACUGAAGAUGAUAAGACUACAAUUUCAUCUAGAACAGUAUUAGGCCUUGCGUACUUCUUCACGGACAAUUUUGAUGAUGCAUUAGAAGAAUUUAAAACAAUUUUGUCAUUAUCAAAUGAUGCAAAGAGAUUGGUUGUUUUGAUUGCACAAAUUUUGUAUAUCUAUGAUACUGAAGAAACUAAACAAGCAGCGUUAGAUGAGUUGUUCCACAAUAUUGAAACUGCCGGAUCUUCAUUAUUGGUCACAUUAGUUAUUGGUGCUAUCUCGGUAAUUGAAAAUUUGGAAGAUUACUUAGUUAUUAUCAAGAGUGAACUUGAAGCAUUACCAUUAACAGAAUUGAUCAGUGACAAGUUUAGAAAUGUUCCAUAUUUAUUAUCACAAAUUAGUAAGAAAUUGAAAGAAAAUGAACAAUCUGUAUGGCAAAAAUCAGCAUUUUUAUUCCCAGAUGAUUUAAGAAUUUGGGAGAACUUGGAUUCAAAUAUCUCAUUGAAGAUUGCAUCCAACGGUAAAGUUAAUGCUCAAGAAUUGAGUGAUGCUUAUCUACAAUCUGGUGAACUACGUGAUAUUCAAAGAAGUCUUUUCAUUUCUCCUUGGAAUGCAAACAGCGUAAAUGCAUUGAAAGGAUGUUUUUAA